Mastomys coucha (southern multimammate mouse) is the source of this 1086-nucleotide messenger RNA. Its product is annotated as TD and POZ domain-containing protein 5-like. Gene Ontology annotation, cellular component: cytoplasm; nucleus. The record is from RefSeq and is a predicted model, not a curated record. Gene Ontology annotation, biological process: proteasome-mediated ubiquitin-dependent protein catabolic process; regulation of proteolysis. Gene Ontology annotation, molecular function: ubiquitin protein ligase binding. Lineage: Eukaryota; Metazoa; Chordata; Mammalia; Rodentia; Muridae.
AUGUCAGGGGACAUGGAUGACACCGAGCAGGGCUACACACAUAUCAGUGUUCAGAAGUUAUGCUACAAAUGGACCAUCAGCAAUUUUUCACUUUGCAUGAAUGAACGUAGGGAAAAUAUCACAAGCCCAGUGUUCUCAUUAGAGGCCAGUGAUGAAGUGGCAUGGUGUUUAAGACUACACCCGAAUGGGGUUGACGAACAAAGCGAAGAUUAUAUGUCAGUUUACCUGGGGUUGCUCAGCUGUCCAGGGCGCUAUGUUUGGGCAAAUUUUGAGUUCUGGAUCAUAAAUUCCCAAGGAGAGAAAUAUAAAAAUAAGAAGAACAGAACUGUCUCUCGCUUUUGGCAAAGCCAAUACAAAGGAUUCAAAAAGUUCAUCCUUAAAGAUUUCGUCUUCUCCAAUCGACGUUUGUUCCUCCCUGAAGACCAGUUCACCCUCUGCUGCAAGGUGAGCAUGGGAGGAGCCUUCUUUAGCAUUUCUGGACAGAAUAUGGCCCCUGCAAUCCAGGAUCAAAGGCACAUGUUGGCAGAUGACCUAGGGAAGCUGUGGGAGAAUUCCCUCUUCACAGACUGCUCCCUGUUGGUAGGUGGCCAUGAAUUCAGGGCUCACAAGGCCAUCCUAGCAGCUCGCUCUCCAGUUUUCAGAGCCAUGUUUGAACGUGAAAUGAAGGAGAGCCUAACAAACCGAGUUGAAAUCCAUGACUUAGAUCCCCAAGUCUUCAAGGAGCUGAUGGGCUUCAUUUACACAGAGAAGGCACCACACCUCCACAGCCACUCCUUGGCUGCUGGUGUGCUGAUAGCUGCUGACAAGUAUGGCCUGGAGGGCUUGAUGGUCAUGUGUGAGGAGGCCCUCUGCAGGAACCUCUCUGUGGAGAAUGCUGCACACACUCUCAUCCUAGCUGACCUCCACAGCACAAAGCAGCUGAAGACUGACACCCUGGAUUUCAUUGAACUUCAUGCUUCUGAGGUCUUUGAGACCUCGGAGUGGAAGUCAAUGGUGGAAACACAUCCCCACUUGGAGGCUGAAACAUUCCAGUUUCUGCGUUCUGCCACAGUGUUUCUGGAGCCAUCACUCAAACACCUAAAAUGA